AUGGCCAAAGAUGCGGUGCUAUCGCGGAUAGCGAAAGGCCUUGGGGCGUAUAUGGAGGGGUUUGACGGUUCAACCUCGAGCGAGAUCAUCGUGUUGACCAUUCGACUGAAGUAUGAAUGGCAAGCGGCGGAGUCACUUGAUAAGUUUCCGCAUACAUAUGUCUCGUGCAUCACAGAACCCAGCUCUCUCAGCUUUGUGAGGACUCGAAGUCUACAUCGGCCUUGUAUAACUAUUGUCGUGAACCUGAAUAACCGGUAG
Messenger RNA from Aspergillus welwitschiae, 258 nucleotides. RefSeq lists its product as uncharacterized. The record is from RefSeq and is a predicted model, not a curated record. The transcript is spliced from 2 exons. Bases 1 to 258 code for a protein of 85 amino acids. NCBI's taxonomy places the organism in Eukaryota, Fungi, Ascomycota, Eurotiomycetes, Eurotiales, Aspergillaceae.